Molecule: messenger RNA, 3514 nt
Organism: Helicoverpa zea (corn earworm)
Lineage: Eukaryota; Metazoa; Arthropoda; Insecta; Lepidoptera; Noctuidae
Exons: 6
Coding region: 113-1201 (362 amino acids)
Source: RefSeq, a predicted model, not a curated record
AAACGCUAACUGUCACUGUCAAAACUCCCAACCCAUCCGGGGAUGAAAUCAUUACAACAAAAAUGUUAAAUAUCCAUUAAAUUACAAUAACUACAACAAUUAUCAUGUAACUAUGGCAGACAAACUCAGACAGUUAGCGCAAAGGCUGAAAGACAAAGUGCAUUUACCUCAUAUAACAAAUGGCCGUGAGAAAGUCGAUCAGAUCAUCACAAGAUAUGUGCCCGCGACUAAAGUAACAGAAAUUGCGGAAAGACUUAAAUAUGAGACGGUGACUAAAAGGGUACGGGAGAUGGUGUCCAGAUAUGAAAAAUUCACGGGUGUCGAAGAAAUUAUGGCUUUGCAAAAUACCGUCGUCGAUGCGCAGGAAAGAUUCAUGGCAGCACAAGACAGGAGACGAGAGCUCGGCCGCCAAGUCACUGAUGUCGAGAUGAGACUGAAAGAACUCCACGCUGAGAUGCAGAACACCAUGAAAGGCGAUGACAAGUACUUACAUCUGUGUACUGAGGAGCAUAAGCUGAUAGUACAAGAGCGGGCACUUCGCGCUCUCUUCGGUGACGCGGAGCGCGAGGAGAGGGAACUCUUCGCCACCAUGUCGGCAGCCGUCAAGCUCGGACACGAGAGGGAGAGGGCUCAUGCUGAGAGGAACAAGUAUUGGUAUAUCGUCGCUUCUAUAUUUGGCACGGUCCUCGGCAUAGCCGGCUCCUCAAUAAACAACCAUCUGAAGAUGUCAGAAUUCCGUGAAAUGAUGGAGCAGCAAAUGGCCCGCAGUGCCAGUGUCCUCUAUACCAUCGCCGGCGGGGGCAAUGCCGCCACGGCUGACAUCAAGCAGGCUAUGCAGCAAGAGUUCGCUUAUCAGGACAAUCUCGCAAACAAUUUGAAACUCAUGCAGGAGAACAUUAACAAUCUAGUCGAAAAACAGGAACAUUUAAUAGAGCACAUACACCGCCGCGAAAGAACAGUAGACUCCCAAUUACGGGACCUAACCCGAGCAAUAGUCAACGCCUCUCAAUCCAGCAUCCAAUCUGAUGCAGAGAUCACAAAAGCCUUAUCCGUGGUACACCAAGACUUGGAAGAUGUUGACCAAAUCAAGGAUAUUGAUAAAAACAAAGUUUUGUUAGAACCAAAUCAGAUUUUAACUGGCAUAGGCGUUAUAAUGGCAAUGGCAAUCAUUUUUGGCAAUAUCAUUGGCAGGAUAAGUUGAUUUUUUUGGCUGUCUAAGUUUUGGGUUUUGGGGUUCCUGCGUUUUUUUUUUCUUUAAUUUUAAAUUACAUCUUCAUCAUGCCUUUUUGUCGGCCCACUGCUGGGCUGCGGCCUCCUCUCGCACGGAGAAGGAUUGAGCGUUGAUCACCACGCUUGCUUAAAGCGGGUUGGUGAUUUUUUAUGCGAUUUUUUUUUUAGUUUAUUAACCCGUUUUGGCAGUAGGGUAAAAAUCUAGUUGUUUUUUUUACUGGUAAUAUAGUUCUCGCCUAACUUAAUGGCGUUUCGCAGCUAAAUUCAGAGUUUAAGUUUGCGCAUGUGGCCUUACCUUCAUUCGCUCUUAGCUAAAUAUGGUUUCUGCGCUAAGGGUGACCACUUAAAAAAUAUUUCGAUUUUAAUAUUCGAUGUUAAAACAUCGAUAUUUUCUUCUAUCGAAUACUUUCCACAAAACUUUAAUAUUACCUUUUUCAAGUGAAAUGCGCAAAAUUCGUGAAAGUAGACGAAUUUUGCGCAACGACUUGCGCAAUGUUACUAGGCGACAAAAGGUUUGGCAAGAACUAUAUUGUUCUACUACUAACUAUAUUGGUAGUUUAGUACUUAUGUUGAGUUCUAAAUUGUCUUGCAAAAGUUUUAAUACUCUAUACAAAUUAUUGAUUUAAUUCGUAAUUCUUAAAAAAAAAAGAAAAAAUAAUUAUUUACGUUGCAAUUGCCAAGCAAAAAUAUAAACCAAAAGUUUUUUUAUUAAAAUAUAAGUAGAAUUAAAUUGGUAAUUAUAUAAAGUGUAUUCCACAAUGUUUCUGAGAUAAUUUUGACAGCAUUUUUGAAAGUAAAUUUCUAGUCGAAACUAGUUCGUAAAAUAAUUUGAUGCUAUUACAAAUUACUCAAAAACAGAUAAAAAAAUAUAUACAAUUUAUUAUGUACACAGCUAUACACGAAAACGCAUAUUUUGAUACAUAUACAAUAUUGUUUAGCUUACGACUAAUAUUUUUUUAUGUGGCUUUUGGUAAAUUACGGUUACGGGUAAACAACCAGUCUUACCACGCGGUAUCGGGUUGCCCGGGUAACUGGGUUGAGGAGGUCAGAGCCAUGUGGCACACUGGUACUCAGUUGCAUCCGGUUAGACUGGAAGCCGACCCCAACAUAGUUGGGAAAAGGCUAGCCAGAUGACUUCUGCUGGCUUCGUCAAAGCUAUUGUGUCGACAAAUAAUCAAAUUAUUAAAAUACCACCAAAUAAAGGAGUUUUGGGGAAUUUUCGAAUUUAAGACAAAAAGAAUUUUUGGAUUGAAAAAAAAUUUCAAGAUUUCCCCUACUCGUUUACCAAAUUGCCAAACUAAAAAUAUUAGUUUCUGCCAUACUAUUGAAAGAACAUAAAAACGCAGGAACCUCACUUUUUAUGUGAUCGACUUAUUUUUUAACUUUCUACGUCUGACGCAGAAAAUGUAUGGGAAUAACAUUAUUUAUAGUACGUAUGAAAGUCAUUCGGAAUAGCAAACUAUGUAUGCAAAAAGGUGUUAUAUUGCCUUAAUUGGGAUUUCUACCAUUACUUUCUACUGUCGCAUUUCUACCAUCGGACAAAGUCUACUACUGGCCCUAUUUAAAAAUAAUGAAGAACUUUACAUAAACCAUCUACUAAAUAGUCCGAACAAAGCCUAAACAUUUGUUUUGGAUAGAUGAGCCUUAUCUUAUCCUCAUCUGAAUGGCUUAUUUCUAUAGUACAACAAACUAAUAUUUAUUUAUUAACAUUUGGGUUAUAUUCUCUUGCCGAAAUUAGUUCUCCACUAGAAUUUUGUAUAUUUUUUAAUCUUAAAUUUCACUAUCUUUGGUCUAUGUUUCAGCUUUUGUUGUCUAUGUUAUCUGCGAUCUCAGGAUAAUUUUAUAGAAAUUGUAAAUUAAUGUGGUUUUAAACCUAAAAAUUGUAAUUGCUUAUUUAUAAUAUAAACCCGGAAUUAUGGGAUUCGCUAAUAUUUAUUUCUAUUUAUUUAUUUAUUCAGUUUUCUGCGCAUCGUUUUUCCACUACUUAAAAAAUUAUACCAUAAUGUUGCCAUAGAUGAAAACCAUUUUUUUUUCAAGCAAUACAAAUUGAAAUAGUUCCUACUCCAUUUUUAACCGACUUAAAGGUAAAGGAGUGUGCAAUUGACGCCUUAAUAAUGGAUAAGUUGUUUGAGAUCGCUAUAUUUAUAUUUAUAAACAUACUGGUUUUAAGUUUUUCACCAAAAGUUUUUAGAAUUCAGUCUUGCAAUGCUAUAGACUUGAAUAUUCCAAUAUGUAUGUACAUUUAAUAAGACAGUGUUACUCAAAUAAAAAUAUUGAUGUUAUA